CAAACUCGUAGAGUCGUCACCAGCUAGUUGCAAUAUACUCCUGGGACCGUUACAUUUUGCCUCGAAUCCUUCUAUCAAUUUUUCCCGAUCGGUCCGUCGGAAUAGAAGCGCUUUCUCUGACCUUCAAUUCUUCCUCCACCAAGUCGAUUGUCCCUCAACGACGUCAAGUGCUCCCCGACGUGGAGCUCCUCCAGGGAACCGUGGACCUCGACGAGUGGCUCGUCUCGAUGCGUGCGAAAAUUGCGCAUUGAUGGAGCUGCGCUUGGUGAUGAGUAUGCAUGCUUCCAUUAGGUAUACUCACACCUCGCACCCCGCCUGAAGCGGACAAUGCUUCCGUACGUCAAGAGGGCACAAGAAGCCAACACCCUGUGCCGCCGAUGCAUCUGUCGCGCAUGUGCAGAGCACCUUCGAAGAUCCGAACAAGGUUAAGAAAGCUGGUCAACGCUUGACCAGGAUGCGCCAGGGGAAGAGGUCGAUUGCGGCAUACAUCCCUGAGUUUGAACGUAAACUCUUCGAAGCCCGAGCAGACCAAUGGCCAGACGAGGCCCGCAUUACGCUGCUUGUCGUCAGCUUGAAUCGGGAGACCCAAGAUCGACUCGAGGGCAAGGACUGGCCCGAGACACACACCCAGUUCACAGCCUUCCUCCGGCGCCAGGAGAGUGCGUUCGUCAGCACCUCUGACACUGCCAGCACUGUGGCAGAUCGACAACUCAACGACGAUCCGAUGGACAUCGAUGUCAACCGCGCGGAGGUUGCGGACUCGGCGGAUGCGGAGGCACUUGGGGUGGGGGCGGUGGUGGUGGUGGUAGUGGCUAUGGCCCCGCUGGCUGUGGUUGUGGCCUUGGCUGCAAACCCAAUCCCCCUGGCGGGUGGCGGAGGAUGCAACGGGCCGGACUGUCCCAAGGACGGUCCUAAAGACUGUGAGGGUAGUGACUGCGGCUGCGACGCCAACAAGAAGGUCACGCAGUACGGUGUGCUGUGCUCCAAGACGGUAGCGCUCACCACCACCAUCACGGGAACCUGCUCGACGACAAAGUGCGUGACGACAAGCUGCGGCACGGCGACGACGAGCACGAGCACAACCACCAAGACGGAAUCCGAAGCGGUGACGAUGACGGCGAUGGGCGACACGUAUCCGACGGUGGAUCCGGCCGGAGCCCUGGCUACGAGCGUGUACAACGACGCGCUGAGCUGGUGGUCCGUCGAGGAGGCGGCGUACACGUCCCUAGCCUCGACCACCACCUCCCAGGCCCCCGCCCCGUCGUCGACGCUCGGGGCCAGGUGCAACAACAACGCCGAGUUGUUCGUCGGGUCAGACCAUGGCAUGCCAGCCGGCAAGCGAUUCGAACGGGUUUAAUGUUUGCGUUUGCGUUUGAGCGGACGGGACUUGGCCGUGAAGAACGGGCGAGACCAAGCGCCUGUAAAAUAUACCUAUCAAGUAACUAGAGAUAGAUAGGCGACCAAUUCAUUGUAUUUGGAGGUCAU
Parathielavia appendiculata is the source of this 1485-nucleotide messenger RNA. RefSeq lists its product as uncharacterized. The coding region runs from base 455 to 1357 and encodes 300 amino acids. The transcript has 5 exons. Lineage: Eukaryota; Fungi; Ascomycota; Sordariomycetes; Sordariales; Chaetomiaceae. The record is from RefSeq and is a predicted model, not a curated record.